Messenger RNA from Acanthoscelides obtectus, 384 nucleotides. Lineage: Eukaryota; Metazoa; Arthropoda; Insecta; Coleoptera; Chrysomelidae. The record is from the annotation of a GenBank genome assembly.
AUGCAAGCAACCGCGAAUAAUCUAGAUGACAUUGCAGUUCUCCAUGAUUUGGAUGCAAUUAUAGCUGACCUGGAAGGUGACGGAAUUCAACUGACUCAGAUGACAACUGACAUAGAACUCCAGGAGUUCAUCCAAAUUAGACCUGCUGAAGCUGCCGUGUUGGAAAAUACAAUGGAUAAUCACACAACAGCGCCGCUUCCAGCAGUGAAGGCUCACAUCUUGCCUUCAAAAUCGUUAAACCAGAUGAAGCACGUAAUUGAAAGAACAAAGAAAACCACCACCAAGCAGCCGAUCAGUCAAACUGCUAUAAAUGCUUUCAAAGAAAGUAUAAUGCAAAUCAGAAAUCCAAAAUACCGAGCGACAAUUGGCAGUGGAAAUGGAUGA